Lindgomyces ingoldianus is the source of this 1811-nucleotide messenger RNA. RefSeq lists its product as uncharacterized. The transcript has a single exon. The record is from RefSeq and is a predicted model, not a curated record. Lineage: Eukaryota; Fungi; Ascomycota; Dothideomycetes; Pleosporales; Lindgomycetaceae. Bases 88 to 1725 code for a protein of 545 amino acids.
CCACCACACAACAGCAACCCCCGACGCUCCUUUGAUCGCAAACAAGUCGCAUUAUUAUCGUUGUUUUGCGGCGAUUGAGCGAUUGCCAUGCCGCGCCCCAAGAGGACCAAAGUCGCGCCUGCAGCAACACGCGUCGCCAAAACGUCGAAAGCCGCCGCACCUAUUUCCCGAUCAAACCCGACCAGAAAGAUCUCUGAGAAUAUCGAUAGUUUCAGCGAUGAUAGCGAUGGGCUCGUUGUUAGGACAAAUCGCGCGCAGAGGAGAAUGCCAUGGCAGCCUGAGCCUGAGAAGGAUGUGGACUUCACCAUGACUGGCGGGCUUCCUGUAGAGCAAAAUGAGGAUAGGACUGCCGAACCGAAAACCAAAGCGCCGCAGCCCCGAGUUAUGAGACCUUCUAGCAAGAGCCGGACCCCACCAUCGGCUGCGCCGAAGAAGACACGUACCUCAAUGGCAGGCAAGAAGUCUCAGGCACAAGGAACAUCAACGCCGGAACCCCAUCCACACAUUGAGCCAGCGCAAGUCGAUGAUAGCUUAUCCGACACCCUCUUCACCUUCGGAUCACUCGACUCAGACUCUCCUGCCCACGGCACGCGCCCGCCAUCAGCCAUGAAAGUUCUCGGAACUCCAGCUCAUGAAACCUCGAUCCUAGCCUUGAAGAAUUUCAAGCGUAGACCGCGACAGCCAAGUCUCCUGCGAAUGGUGAACCAGAUGACCGAUAUGGGAGACGAUGAUUUUGAUGACCUGGACGAUUUCAACCCCGAAGCCGAAUCCACUCCCCUUCACCUGCAAAAGAGUGGACCAGAAGAAGUCAGUAGCAACAGCGAUCUCCACCCGUCAGCCUCUUCCAGCGGCUCAUGGGGAAGAAAACGGAAAUUGAGCUCUCCUGUAGUGCAAGUUCUACGUUCGUCUCCGCCCUUUGACUCUCCAUCUGGGGCGGAUGUUCAGGAAUCGCGAUCGUCAUCUCCAAGUCUACCGGAGGUUAUAGAAAGUCGUGAAGAGGUUCUCAAAACGAAAGAGGGGGCAGAUUAUGAGACCAUGAGUGAGACAAUGGCUCCACCCCGGUCAAGUAGCCUUCCUGCUGAUGAGACUGUUGACUCUCCAGUCAAGCCGCGACAAAACAGAAAGCGAAGAGAGACCAAAAAGAAACUGCGGAAUAGCGUGGACGCUGAUAUAGAGGACGAAGAAUCAGAGCUACCUGUCAAGCCAAAUGCCAAGCAGAAGCCGAAGCCGAAACCGAAACCGAAAGCCAUCUCUACAGCCAGAUUACAAGCUCUGCUUCCUCGGCGGCGGACACAUGUGCCUCAGGAAUACGACGAGUUUGACAUUCGAAGCUCAGACAACGUCGAUAUUACUCCUGUGGAUUCAGAUCAGGACGAACUACAACUACCACCUCGACGGGGUGCUCCGGCAUCGGCAGCAGCAGCAGCUCAAUUGAGAUCUAGCAAGAAGCUCUCUCGCACUACCAAAAAGCCCCAGGUACCUACGAUAACGACUCAGAAGAACACCCGAACCUACGGACGUCGCACCUCGUCCGACAAAGAGAAUGAGAGCACCUUCGUCCAAGAAGAUUCGUCUGGAGAUGUAGAUGAGACGACGGCGACUACAAUCAGCGUCCCAAAAUCUAAGCUGACGGCGAUUGCGAAGCAGUUUGAAGAAGUCGAUGCAUGGGAAAUGGAAUUUGAGAGUGUUGAUGUCAGUGGUGCAAGCUCGAGUCCGUGGCGUUAGGCAAUAGGCGUCGUGUAUUUCUGUGUCUGUAUCGGACGGCGUUUGGGGAUCAAUGCUGGCCAUGGAGAGAAAUGCAUGUCAAUGGG